This is a messenger RNA of Cryptosporidium muris RN66, 756 nucleotides long. RefSeq lists its product as uncharacterized. The record is from RefSeq and is a predicted model, not a curated record. The transcript has 3 exons. Lineage: Eukaryota; Apicomplexa; Conoidasida; Eucoccidiorida; Cryptosporidiidae. Gene Ontology annotation, biological process: protein localization to organelle; intracellular protein transport; Golgi to plasma membrane protein transport. Gene Ontology annotation, cellular component: Golgi apparatus. Gene Ontology annotation, molecular function: GTP binding. Bases 1 to 756 code for a protein of 251 amino acids.
AUGAUUUGGAUAAUUUUUACAUACUUCUUUAUUAUUGUCCUUAGUCUUUCCUUACUAUAUUCAUCCAGAGUCUUUCAAUUUGGAUUACUUUUAUUAAGAUUUGUAUCUAACAACAUCAGUAAAACUAUUAGUAAUUCUAGAUCAAAAGAAAAAGCUAUAAUCAUCUUAGGUCCUUCAGGAUCUGGAAAGACGACCUUUUUUUAUAUGAUUAAAAAUCGAAAGUUUCAACAUACCACCAUAUCAAUGAAAAGUAAUGUGAUGGAAUUGAAUUAUCCAGAAAAUACACUCCUAAUUGAUAUCCCUGGGAAUACAAGAAUUGCUAAAAACGAAAUUCUUAGAUAUAUACCAAUAACUAAAGCUAUUAUAAUGAUGAUUGAUAGCACUAGUAAAUCAAGUUUCAGGGAAUGUGCAGAACUACUCUACUUUGUAAUUUGUGAAGUAAUAGCUAAAAGUAUAUCUUACAGUAGAGAUACUCAUAAAAAAAUAAAAGGUACUCCCAUUUUCAUUAUAUGUAACAAAAAUGAUUUGUCUUCUAGUAGGAAUGAAAGUUAUAUAAAGGAGGAAAUUGAGAGAACAAUUGACAGAAUACGAAAUAGCCAAAGUUUACUUGUUGAGAGAAACACACUUGGAGAUUUGGAUAAUCCAUUCAACUUUGAUGAUUUGCCAAAUAUCAAAGUAUCAAUUUUCAAAACAAGCCUAUUGGAAUACAAUGAGGAUGUCAUAAUGGCUAUUCAAAAAUGUCUUAAUUUCAAUUAA